GAAAGAGAUUACAGAUGAAAGGUUUGAGACAGGAAGAUCUGGUUGAUGGAAUACCUCCAAAACCAGAACCGCCAGCCUUAUGUGCUCGCUGUGAGUCUUCAAAUACCAAGUUUUGCUACUACAACAAUUAUAGUGUCUCGCAACCUCGAUACUUUUGUAGGGAUUGUAAAAGGUAUUGGACAAGAGGAGGAAUUCUUAGGAACGUUCGGGUUGGGGGGAAGCCAGUUCAGAAACCGAAACCACAACGACGAGCUAGGACACUUGACAGUUCUCAUCCUGCCAAUGCACUUUACUAUCAACUGUUCCAGAAUCGACAACUUCGUGAUCAUCAUUUAGCAUUAUAUCAAGAACAACAAAGACAACAACAAAUGCUUCAACAACAGCAACGGAGAUCAACACUACAGCCUAUCUUGAAUCUGGCAACAAAUUAUACCCCAAGUUACGUGGAUACAAUCAGUGUUGUGUCGACCAACAUUCAAAAUUCACACCCCAUUCCAUUUAUCCCCUCGUCGUAUUCGCCAGCUCCUUCUAAAUACCCAGGUCGCGAUCAGAACUUUCACAUCCCUUCUUUCACUCAACAUCAAGAACCUUCUGAACAAUAUCUGGUUGAUAAGUCACAGCAAAAUUCGGUUGGUGGUGUGAAUCAACAACCUAAGCUUUCAUCUGCUACUGUGUCGAAUGGAGAGUGGCAUCAAAAAGCUUUCUCAUUGGAAAAAUUACAUAAUUGGAGCAGAAUCCAAAGAAAGGACAAUGUCAGUGCCGAGGUUAACGGAAAUGUUAGUGCCGAAUUUAACAAAAAAGACAUCGCAAGAACAUAAACAGUGGCUGUCCUGCGUUAAGCUCCUGCAUUAAAACCAAUAUUCCGGGGGAUGGUUUCAUGAGAUUCCAGGCCUAGUAGCCAUAUUUGGAAAAUUCUAUGUUGAUAGAAUAAACUCUUUCAGUUUCUUGGAGCAAUUGUAUGGUUUUUGCUAGUUACUGGGUAGUUUUUUGGCUAUUCAAAAACUAGUUUCAUAUGUAUUGUUGCAUUUUAAUCGUAAUAGAU
This is a messenger RNA of Papaver somniferum (opium poppy), 1042 nucleotides long. Its product is annotated as dof zinc finger protein DOF4.6-like. The record is from RefSeq and is a predicted model, not a curated record. Bases 15 to 818 code for a protein of 267 amino acids. Gene Ontology annotation, molecular function: DNA-binding transcription factor activity; DNA binding. The transcript is spliced from 2 exons. Gene Ontology annotation, biological process: regulation of DNA-templated transcription. Lineage: Eukaryota; Viridiplantae; Streptophyta; Magnoliopsida; Ranunculales; Papaveraceae.